Anolis sagrei ordinatus is the source of this 1214-nucleotide messenger RNA. It is a transcript of the gene AIF1L, whose product is annotated as allograft inflammatory factor 1 like. Lineage: Eukaryota; Metazoa; Chordata; Lepidosauria; Squamata; Anolidae. Gene Ontology annotation, cellular component: actin filament; ruffle membrane. Gene Ontology annotation, molecular function: actin filament binding; calcium ion binding. The record is from RefSeq and is a predicted model, not a curated record. Gene Ontology annotation, biological process: actin filament bundle assembly; ruffle assembly.
CCUCCGCUUUGGCUGCUUUUGGCCGCAUUCUUCUUGGUGGGCCUCUUUGCAGCCAAGGAAGGAGGGCGGCGAGGCGGGCGCUUCGCUCAUGAAUGGCCCCAUUGAGAGCCACAACCGGAGGACGGUGUGCACAACCCUAGACAACCCCGAGAAGGAGAAGGAAGAGAAGGAGAAGGAGGAAAACCGAGGAGAGAAGGAAGGAAGCGCUUCCGGGGGCAACCACCUGCCCGUGAUGCUCAACCGCGCACACCAAGGAGGGAAAGCCUUUGGGUUGCUCAAAGCCACACAAGGAGAACGGCUGGAAGAAAUCAACAAGGAAUUCCUCUGCGACCCCAAGUUUAGCAAUGAAGAGGAUUUGGAGAAAAAACUGGCCGUUUUUAAAGAGAAAUACAUGGAGUUCGACUUGAACAACCAAGGUGAAAUUGACCUGAUGUUGGUGAAGCGGAUGAUGGAGGAGCUGGGCUGCCCGAAGACCCACCUGGAGCUGAAGAAGAUGAUGGCCGAGAUCACGAGAGAGGUCAGACACACCAUUGCCUACACCGACUUCGUCAAACUCAUGUUGGGAAAACGCUCCGCCGUCCCGAAGCUGGUCAUGAUGUUUGAAGACAAGGCCGGCGAAGGCACUGCCCCGAAGGCCCCCGGCCCCCCUCCGAAGAGGGACAUCUCUACCCUGCCGUGAACCCCCUUCCUUUGGGAGAAAGACCCCCACUUGACCCCAGACCUUUUAGGAAGCCUGCCCUCCCUUACUAACUCUCUGCUUUAGCAAAGGAAGAAGGAUCGAGAAGGGAAAUUCCUGGGACCCCGGCCGGAGGGACCUCUUAGAAGUAGCCGUUUUAAAUAUAUGCAUAUAUAUAUAUAUAUAUAUAUAUAUAUAUAUAUAUAUAUCAUAUAAACAUAUAUUAUACACAUAUCUAUCUAUUUAAGCACUGUCUGUAUAGCCGGCCGUGUCUCUGAAAUGGGCCUGGGUUCUCUUUGCAAACAAAAUGUCAUCCUUUUGUAAAUCAUUAAUGACUUUAAAUAAUUAUAAUCUAUAUCUUCUAAAUCUAUAUCUAGGAUGGUUUUAAAUGGGGUAUUUUACUAUUUGAUAAAUUGUUUUUUAAUGUUUAUGUAUUGUAUUUGAAUUUGUGUCCCGGCAUUGAAUGUUUGCCGUAUAUAUGCUGAGUCCCCUUCGGGGUGAGAAAGGCGGAAUAGAAAUGUUUUAAAUAAAUAAAUAA